This is a messenger RNA of Rhopalosiphum padi (bird cherry-oat aphid), 6849 nucleotides long. RefSeq names its product N-alpha-acetyltransferase 25, NatB auxiliary subunit (gene psidin). Bases 180 to 3233 code for a protein of 1017 amino acids. Gene Ontology annotation, molecular function: protein binding; protein-N-terminal amino-acid acetyltransferase activity. The record is from RefSeq and is a predicted model, not a curated record. The transcript is spliced from 15 exons. NCBI's taxonomy places the organism in Eukaryota, Metazoa, Arthropoda, Insecta, Hemiptera, Aphididae. Gene Ontology annotation, cellular component: NatB complex; cytoplasm. Gene Ontology annotation, biological process: N-terminal peptidyl-methionine acetylation.
UUUUUUUUUGUGGUUAUAAACUCGGCAAAUGUGAUUUUCGAUCACUUUAAAUUUUAUUCAAACCCGACGAUUUAUUACACUACGACUACGAGUACUAAGUCUUUUUUCUGCUAUUACUAGGUACUUUUAAAUCUCGGUCGGUAACUGCACAGGAAAAAGGGUAUUUUACAACGGUACCGAUGGCGUCCAGAAGCAGGCUUAGUAGGAACGAUAAUUCUAUGGCGGAACGGCGGUUGAGACCGAUUUAUGAAUGGAUAGACAACGGAAAUUAUAAAAAGGCUUUGCACGAGUUGGAUAAAUUAAUAAAAAAAUUACCCAGUCAAAAUUGUUCCAAAGCGCUGAAGAGUUUAACCUUAGUCCGACUUGGAAAAGACCAAGAGGCAGAAACAUUGUUGAAAGAAGUAAGAGAAUGCAAGCCAUCUGAUGAAUCAACAUUGCUUGCGUUAACAGCUUGCUAUAGAGAGUUAAAAAAACCUCAUAUGGUAUGUGAAGUAUACGAGGAUGCUUUACUCCAAGAUCCAGUCAACGAAGAAUUAUUGUCUAGUCUUUUCAUGUCUUACGUUCGUGUUUGUGAUUACAAAAAACAACAGCAAACUGCACUAGCUCUCCAUAAAGUUAAACCAAAUAACCCAUAUUAUUUUUGGGCCAUAAUGAGUAUUGUUAUGCAGGCGUAUCAAGCAAAUGAUGAAAUAUCAAAAAGAAUUACUCUGCCAUUAGCAGAACGAAUGGUGCAAAAAUAUAUUAAUGAAGACAAAAUUGAUGCUGAACAAGAAAUUCAAUUGUAUUUGAUGAUAUUAGAUAUGCAGAAAAAAUACAAAGAAAGUUUAGAUAUUCUUAAUGGACCACUUGGUGAUAAGCUACAUCGAACUGUUGGUCUCACGCGGAAAAAAAUUGAUAUUUACUUUGAAUUGGAAAUGUAUGGUGAAGCAAACUCAUACCUAAAAAGUUUACUUCUUAAAGACAUAGAUUCAUGGAUUUACUAUACUAAAUAUUAUGAUUCAUUAUUUAAAAUAAUUGAAUCUAAGGAUAAAUACUUAAACUGCAAUGGGGAUACUAAUUGUUUACCUCACUUUGACUCAUCUAUAGAAGAAGCAUUAUUGUUUUUAAAUGAAUUACAAAAAUUAAAUUCUGAGCAAAACUAUCCUCAAAGAGGAGUUUACCUCGCUCGCCUUGAAUUAUAUUCUAGAUUAAAAGAAAAUGCUAAUAAAUAUAUGGGUGAUGCUAUCAAUCUUUUAACCGAAUAUUUUAAGAUAUUUGGACAAAAGCCAUGCUGUUUUUAUGAUCUAAGACCAUAUAUGUCACUUUUAAAAGAAGAAUUACUCGAUGAGUUUUUGAAGAUAUUGGAUGAAAUUGUUAAUUUGAAAGAAGGAGAAUUCCCAAAAACUAAAUCUCAAAUGGAAUGUUAUUUAUCAUAUCUCCAAUUAGCCAGACAUGUUGGAAUUCAUGAUCUCAUGAACACCGAAGAAAAGUUAAAACUUGCUGAUCGUUUACUCAGAUGCUAUCAUAGAUGUGAAAUAUUUAAUAAUAGCAAAAGAUCUUCAGAAAUAAUGGCAAAUGACACUUUUGUUAUAAUAAUGGCACAUUUAAUGUAUGACAUUUGGGUUGAAAAUAAUAGACUCACAUAUAUAAGGGAAGCAACUGUUGUACUUGAGUAUGCAUAUGCUCUAAGUCCCUCAAAUUUCCAUAUAAAAUUGUUAUUAUUAAAAUUCUACCAUAUGUUAGGAGCCUCUGAUGCGUCAAAUUUAGCAUAUAUAAAUUUAGAAAUAAAAAAUACUCAGUUGGAUUCAUUAGGUUAUUUACAUACUUUUCAAAUGUUCAAUGAAGGUCGUUUCCAGAAUGCAUCUAAACUGUAUGCUACAACUAUCAGAUUCUUCUCACAUAAUUAUCGAGAGGUCGCAGAUCAUUUAACAAUAUCGUACAAAUUUGGAUCUUUUAUCAAAAUUAUUGAAUUUGUGGAAUUUAGAGAAAAACUUAAAUAUUCUAUUCAUCAUUCUAUGUGUCUUGUAGAAAACUAUUUCAUUUCGUUACUUGAUGUUGAUAAUUUGGAUGAUUGUUUAGAGAUUAUAUUAAAAAUGAAUGAUGUGCCUGAAAUUGCUUCAAAAUCUCAACUCAAAAAAAUGAUAAAUAACCGAGACUAUUCGGUAUUAAUAAAUUACAAUCCUCCUACACGAUGCUUAACUACAGAACAUUCAAAUCAAAUAUUUUCUCAUGAUUUGCGUUUACUGGAAAUCCGUGCUGUUUUGCUAAGUUGUAUUUAUUACAGUGCAAGAAUGAUUAAACAAUUUAGUACUCAACAUUUUAAAACACCUUCAGAAGUAAAUGGACUUAAUCCUGAUGAUGAAUCUCUCAAUUCAAAUGACUUCGAUCAAUUGAAUUUCCAUUUGAAAACAUUGAAAACUCUUAACACUCAAUUGGAAAGCGAUCCUCCAAUUCCAGUUCCUAAUAAUGUAUUUGGAAGUUUUUUUGGAUCUAAGUUAUUUGGUUUGGAUAAAUCUAAGACUAUGUUGACAAUUGUCAUCAACUUCAUUGAAUUUAUACAAACAAUAGGAUCAGAUGUAAAAACUUCCGUUUCUACGGAUGAUGAAUGGACAGCAAAGAUGAAAACUAAUGCUAAUGAACUAACUAUUGCAUUUGAUAAAUCAAUUACAUAUUGUAAAUUUGUUAUUUCAAAAACAAUAAAUGAAAUAGAUUCUAGUCUAAAAUUAGAAGGAAGAAAAGAAGUAUUAGAAGUACUUACAAAUAUGAUAGAUACUUUGAACACUUCAUGCAUAUUUCUUUCUCUAGCAACAUAUUUUAUAAAAAGUUAUCAAAACAAAAUAGUUUCUGAUCCAAAGAAAAUUAAAGCUAAACGAAAAACUUAUUCUACGCCCUAUAAUCCUGAGAAUCAAUAUAAAGGUAAAUCAGAAAUUUUACGUGAGGUUAUUAAAACUGUUCAAAACAGCACUAGUCAUAUUCUUGUUUGUGUAAAGAAUGUUGAAGAAGCAUGGAAUCGUAUGGGAUGUGGUAAUUCCAAUGCAUUGAUGUUAAAAAAACAUGAUACCGACUAUACAAUUAAUGAUACUGAUGAAGGAAAAGAAGCUGACAAAAUAAGACAGAUCACAGCUGAUAGGUGGCGACAGUUAGUGGACACUAUUGAUAAGAAGAUUAGUGACAGUUAUAGUGGUGCGUUAGAUGAAAUGAUAAAAAUAUUAAUUAAGAAACAAACACAAAUCAACAAACUACCAUCAUUUUAAAUGGUAAUUUAUAAUUUUAAGAAUACAUGUAAAUAUUUUAUAUUUAUCAAAUAAAUUGAUACCUAAAAAUAUAUGAAAAUGUAACUAUGCUUUGAAUUUUAGUUAAUGUAUUUACUAUUGACUAAUUACCCUUAAUAUUUAAGGUGACAACAUUGUAUUAAUUAAAACACUAUUUACGACUUAUCUAACUUGAUUUUAUCAAUAUAAUUGUUAUUUAAUUUCUUAAAUAAAUAACUACUGUUUUACAUUUUUUGGAAAUAGACUAUCAAAAAAUACAAUUAUAUAAAAGACUAAUUAAUUAUUUUGGUUAUUAUGUCAUAGUAAACCAUUACUAUUAAAAACCUUAAUUUUUAUAAAUAAUGAGUUUAAUUAAUAAAUAAUUCAGUCAGAAUUGUGUAUGAAUAAACAGAAUAUAUAUUUUGAUAUGAUAUACAUUUUUGCAUGGACGUUUCAUUCAUAUUACAUAUUGCCAAAAUUGAUUUAUUAAAUUGUAAAAAAAAAAAUAACUUUAGUAACUAUCAAAACCUUAAAGUACAAAUAUUUGUAUAAAUCAUCUUGGCCCACAUAGUAUGUUUUGAAUGUUAAAAACUAAAAAAUAAUCUGAUCACUUAAAAAAAUGUCUAAAUUUUAUGUUUUGUACAAAUCUAAUUACUUAACUAUAAUUUACAUUUUUUCCAACAUCAUUUUAUAAUAAAAUACUUACAAAAUAUUGCGAAACCAAUAUAUCGUAUGUAGUUAAUAUCGCCAGUAUUAAAUAUAACAGUAAUUUAAUUUUAAUAUAAUAUAGAACAUUAAUAUAAACUAUAAACAAUUUUAUAUAUAUCAACAUAUAUAAUAUUGUUAUAUUAAUAUACAGGAUGAUAAUUUUAUCAAACAACACUCAUUAUUUCAAAAAGUAUUAAUGUUUUUGAAAAUAUUUUUUUACAUAGUUUAUAAUUGUUAAAAAAUUGACGUUUUUAUUAAAAAUUUAUAUUUUUAAAUAUUUUUUAUCCUUAUAAUUUUUUAAGUUUUUACUUUUUUGAAUGAGAACAUAGUGUUUUAAUUUCAUAUUCCAAAGCAGAAUAAUUUCCUAAGUAUAUAGAUACAUAAAAUUUGAAUUUAGGGUGAGUAGUUAAUGAGUUCUACUUAUUUAAAGUUUAGACAAGCAGAGUAGGGGACAAACAUUUUGCGGGGUAACCCCGUACCACUCCACUCCGCGCAACUAAACUUAAAAUACGUAAAAACUUAAAAACUCAUAAACUACUCGCCCUAAAUUCGAUUAUUAUGUAUCAAAAUACUCAAAAAAUUAUUCUGCUUUGGAAUAUGAAAUUAAAAAUCUAUGUUGUCAUUCAAAAAAGUAAAAAAAUUAUACGGAUAAAAAAUAUUUAAAAAUAUAAAUUUUUAAUAAAAACAUUGUUUUUUUAACUAUGUUAAUUAUAAACUAUGUAAAAAAAUAUUUUCAAAAACAUUAAUAGUUUUUGAAAUAAUGAGUGUUGUUUGAUAAAAGAAUCACCUUGUAUAAUAGUAUUGAUGAAAAUGGUAAAAAUAUGUAUACUAAUUCAUGUAAGUAAAUAUUAAACGCAAUACUUUGAUCAAAUGUAUAUGAGGCAAUACAAAGUGACUGAGGAUAAAAAAACAACAUAUAAAUGAAAGAUUUAACUAUGGAUUUGUUCAUUUACUUUUUGCUCAACAUCCUUCAAUCUAUUAAUUUAUAAAUGGUUUGAGACGUCAAUAUAGGUAUAUAUUAUAUAUUUAUAUAUAUUAUAAUAUAAUGUAUAUAAUAGGUUUACUAUCUGGAAUCAAAAUAAGUCAGAGUAUAGUAAGAAAUCCAAAUAUGCCAAGGAAUAAAAAGUAUAAGGCAGUCAGUUAGGCUGAAAAAGUAAAAAAGUAGUUAAAGAUUACUCAAAUUAAGAAUUCAAAGGUUGGUUUUAACUUAUUGCAUUUAAUAUCUACUUAUAUUGAUAAAUAUGUAUAUAUUUAUACAUACAUAUUUUAUUUUUUCUACUUACAUCAAUGUUAUUAUAUUAUACAUAUUUUUAUCAAUACUGCUUUACAUUAAUAUAACAAUAUUAUAUUAUAUUUUAUACUAGCGAUAUAUAUUCCAUGCUAUAUAUUGGUCUACGAUAUUUUGUCGGCAUACAUUUUAUUAUAUGUUUGUUAUUUUAUAAAACCUGUAUUCUUUAAAUUUUCUUUUUCCUUUCAUUAUAGUUUUAUGGUUUAUUUAUAUUUAGUAUAAACUAAAACUUGUAUAAUAAAAAAGGAUGUUUUAAAUGCCUACUAAACUUCUAAAGUAAUCGAUUAUUUUUAAAAUUUUGAUUAUAUAAAUAUGUAUUCAACUUAAUAAUGUUAGUUUUUAAAGUAGAUUGGCCAAUAUUCAAUAUCAUUACUAAUCCUUUUAAUAAACCUGUUAUAAUUAAUUAUAUUAUUACUUAUUAUCAAUGGUAAUGGUUUAAUCAUGAUUUAUUAUUGAUGAAUAUGUUUUAAUUUGUUAAACUUGAAUUUUUAGUUUUUUAUCUGGCAAAAUAAAUAUAACAUUUCUACACACUUUAGAAUAAAAAUAUUUCCAAUAAAUAAUGAACAAAAAUGUAUUAUUAUGAAAAUGGUUUUAUUAUUCAUUUUAUAUAUAUAUUUGUAUAUUUUAUUAUAAUGACAUUAUUAUUAUUAUAUUUAUCAUCUAUCAUUAAAAUGUAUGAAAUGAUAAAGAUAACUCAUGGACUAUUUAAUAUUUAGAUUUAUUAUGCUUGUGCAAAAUUAAUUUGUUUAUAUUAAAUUAAAUCUCAUUCUUAUUCUAAAUUAUAUAUUAUAACACUGUUUAAUUUCAAAAUGUAAUAGUCUUAGAGAUAAUGUAGAACAUCAAUUUUUAAGAUUUUAAUAACUAACUUAAAAAAUUUAUUUCUUAUUUGGUUUAAUACAAUCAAUAUUUUUCCAACAAACUAAAUUAUAUUUAUUCAAUUUUUUUUUUAAAUGAUUAUUGAAAAUUCUUAAAAUGCAGGUUACUUUAAAAUUUAACAGACUGAAAAUGUGUAUGACUGUAAUGGAUUAAAAAGAGUAAAAAUUAUAUUAUUAUUUUAUUUUAGUGAAUAAAAUUAUCUUUGAAUUAUAAAUAAUGAUAUAAUGUAACAUACACAAAUACACAAUUUUUACAAUUAAUUCUUUGUACAUAAAUAUUUGUGUCAAAUUUACUUUAUAAUGUUUCUAUAAUAAUAUUAUGUAUAUAGUAUACACAUGAACUGAAUAAUAAAUUGUAAAAUGUAAUAAAAUAAAUUCACCUAUACUCUAUCCUACUAUCCAGUGAGCCAGUGAGGUAACAUACUGCAAACCAACAAAAAUCUGUUUAUUAUAUCCCUAUACAACACCCUACGCCUACCAUAGUAGAAUCUGUCUCGAUGGCAGGAUAUUGAGUAAUUAUAUUUCAUAAUCGAAGUGUAUACUGUCUAGAUAUAGUAUUUUAGUGUUUGUGUUCAGUACUUUUAUUAAUUAGGUUAAAAUUGUAAUAUAUAAAUGAUUUUUAUGAAAUUUACCGUUUUGUUAAUCAAUUACUUAUUGUUAUUUGUUUGUUUUAAAUUAUUAUUAUUUAUUUUUUUUUUUGUAUAUCAAUAAAAUUAUAUUAAAAUAUAUUAUGUAAAAUAUGCCAAUA